ACUAAAGCCAGUGGUGGUUCAUCUGCAGUGGGGGAUGGAGCGUCGUGCUGCUGUGAGGUGGCGUGUGGCCAGUGCCGCGUCCUGCUACAUAGAAGCAAAGUGCUCCUGCGAAUCAUUAAGAAAUAUCUGGUCUUACUUGGUUUCCAGGCGGAGGAAAAUCAGGCAUAAUUAUGUAUUCUCUAGUUCCCGUCAGUGUAGGACAGUGUGGUCUGACAUUAUGGUGAUGCGUUGAGUGGCUAUCAUACGUGGUGUGAUUUUGUGUGAUAUGAAAAGAGGCAGCUGAUCUGCUCCUUUCUCCCCUCUCGUGUAUGCGUAUGAGCGUGUCAAUGUUUAUAUUACUCAGUUAACCAGCAGCGCGCCAUGGUGCAAACACUUGUGCUUGUGUAGUGGUUAUCAAUUUUAUGAAGCAAGACAUGACUCGCUUCUGACAGUGUCAGCGUGAGAGGUGGUGGCGGGAAUAGUACAGGAAGGAAAAACAUGUUUUUUUUUUUUUUUCUUUUUUUUAUCACAGACCGGAGUCAGGGCAGCAGCUCGGCGUGAGAGUGAGGUGAUACAAAUAGUCGCACAGUAUAGAUAUCUAUAUUGUGUACAGUAGCGUCGGAGCAGCGGCAGGGACGCGUUCACCUGCGUGGCGCAGCGCCGAUCAAACAGCGGCGUGCCAUGACCUCGGUGCAUGGUGUUCAUUUAUUCAUACGCAGCUGAGUUCUCUCCGAGUUGGCAACAGCAAAGGCCGCAUGUUACCAACUAGUAAAAUGUCGAAAGGAUGAGUUAAAGUAGAGGGAGAUAAUCGAGAGUGUGUCGUGCAGGGAAGGGAAAGGCGCGGGCCAGGGCACCUAGUGGCCCAUGGAUGCUGAAGCACUGAGCGGCGAGAGGCGCUUGAACAUUACUUGAAAGCAUCGCGUGCCUAAGAGAGGGGAGAGGAGUAGCGGCAGGUGAUGGGAGGUGGAGGUGGAGGUGAACUGCCACACAGUGAAGGCGUGGAAGAAAGAGGGAGAGUGGAGCACGCUAGAUAAUUUCAUUGCAUUUGCUUGGUCUGGAGUGAAACAACUCGCAUGAGCGGGGUGUGAGCGAGGCACGGGGACGCUUCGAGCACGGCAGCUCAGGGCCGCGCCUAGUGUGACAGGGGCUUGGUGGCCACACGAGGGGCGAGGGGAAUGUCACAGUGUAGCACGUGAUGCGCGGUGCACGCCGUUAGUGUUGUGGUGCUGUGCUUCCACCCACCAGCGCUCCUCUCUCACACGCCUCAACGGACUGCAGUAAAGCACCCUUCAAACGUUUCACGUGCACCUGAUAAGAGCGGCUGUUGUUUUCGUGUUCUUUGCAGUGGCAGUAUAUGUGUUAUUGAGUUCAUUAGCGCUGACAUUUACUUUUGUGUAGCCCAUGAGACGCUUGAAUUAUUAAGCUGACAUUAGGUGAGACACGGCAGGUGUGCCUGAUCGUCGCAGUCUAACAAAGCCUACCAGUGACUCAAUGCACGCCUCGAGUGUUAUGCGUGAACCCGCGAUGGACGCUGACGACGCCAGCAUGAACGACUCCCUCCCCGGCAGUGGCCUGGGGCGGAUCAGCAGGCGCAGCAGCCAGUGCAGCAGGAUGAGUAGGCGUGCCAGUAGUGCCAGUAACAGCAGCAGCAACAUCAACAUAGACGACCUGUCGCUGCUGUCCGAGUCCUUCCCGGCGCGGCUGUGGCAGCGCUGGACUGGCCUCCCGAUGCCUCUGGGAAAAAUGUCGGAAUACGGCUUCGAAGAGGACGACAGCGGGGGGCUCGGCGGCCACCAGGCGGACGCUGGCCAGAACUAUAUCACCGUGAUCCCCGUGGAGUACCCGACCAGGAGACCCUACGGGGACUACGAUGCCUUCCCUCGCUCCGCCACCAUCGCCAGGACUCGCAGGCGUCCGCGAGGGGAGACUGAUGCGUUUCCCAGGUCCGCCACGAUUUCCAGAGAGAAGACUACUCGUAUGUGUGCCCUGGGGUUGAGGGACGACCCUGAGACCUUCCUUCCUCGCGGCCACAGGGAGUUCCUGCGGGAGAGAGCAGCGGCGGACUUCCUACGAGCGGACUACAACAAGGGCAGCGCGGAUCACCUGGACAAGGCCGCUGGUUUCUACCCGAGCAUCCCGCCCCCUGCCUUUGACGUGCCCCCUCUCACGCUGGAGCCAGACACCCGCCGCCCUUCCUCCACCACCCACAUGAUGUCUCAGUCCACCACCACCGUGCCCCCCAGUGUCAACACCAGCCUCCCAAACCACAGCACCAUUCCCCCUAACCACACCCACAGUCAGAUGCCCCCUACUUCCUCCCCCAACAACCUGGUGGGGGGCGUCGUGAACCACCCGGCCGUGUCACAGCCGCAGCAGCCCCACGACGACUACGAUAAGCACCACCCGAAGCCAGACCACGAUAGCAGGAAGACUAACAACGCGAAGGGCUCCGCGGCGGGGGGACGAGUCAACUGCACGGUGGAGGUGUGUGUGUUCCUGCACUCUCGCGUGGCGGUGCGGCUGCGGCUCGAGGACGGCGCCAGGAUCACGGCCCAGGAGCUGCAGAGUAUAGUGAUCGAGGAGGAGGACGGCGCUCCCAAGCAGGCCAUGGAGGUGUUCGCGCUGUGGCUGGUGUCUCCUGUACUAGAGAUCCAGCUGAAGCCACACCAGCGAGUCUUGGAGGUGCGGCGCCACUGGGGGGAGCUGCUCAAGAGAUUCACACAGGUGCCAGUCAAGCCCCAAGACGCCCGCUACGCCUACGAGCCCAAGAUGGUGCUCAGGAGGAACGUCUUCUUCAGCAAGAGGGAUGAGGUCAAGAUCAGAGACGCCAAGAUCCUGGAGCUGCUGUAUGAGGAGGCACAGUGGAACAUGCGCUCAGCCCGCUACCCGUGCGAACUUUCCGACUACGAGAUGCUGGCGGGGAUACAGAGCCGCCUGGAGCUGGGGCCCUACGACCACACCACCCACACACCCUCCUUCUUCAGACGGCGGCUGCUGGACUACCUGCCGGAACACGCGUGUCGCCUCAAGCUGAGUGACCUGGUGAGCUUCAGCAGUAAGUCCACCCCAGAGAUCCGCAUCAUCGAGCAGUUCCGUUCCAUCCCGAGCAACGUGACGGCGCGCAAGCUCGUCAGGAAGUACCUCGAAUUCUCCUGGUCACUGCCUUACUACGGGAGCGCCUUCUUCCACGGGCAGAUCGAGCAGGCAGCGCGGGGCAUGGGGUCGUGGCUGCCCCGCCCUGACAUUCCGGUCCUGGUCACCAUCAAUGCUACGGGAGUCAGCGUGAUCGAUCCCAAGAAGUCGACGGUGUUGCUGAGCCUCCGUUACGAUGAACUGUCCUGGGACUUCGCGAGGCCGAGCAAUGAGCGGAUCGUCACCUGCCUGCCUUGCCUCUUCCUUCAGUUCGCAGUGGUGGAGAACGGCCGGAGGUAUUCCAAGCUGCUGCAGAUAUUCUCCAAACAAGCGGUGAUGAUGGACGCCCUUAUCAGCACCUUCGUGGACGAGCUGAAGAGGCGCGCGGCACAGUACCCAGACGACCUCGAGGGCCACAUGUUGGAUCACGGCACGGAGGUGGAUGACGUGCUGGUGCCGCUCUCCACGGUGUCCCGCAAGGAGGUGCCCGACUCAGUGCUCUGCAACAAGCUGCACCGCCUCUCCCUCGCUACCUUCUCCGAGGACGGUCGCUGCGUGGGCACCAUGGGGUCCUGGCAGUUCAGUAGAUGAGGGGAUGCCAUUGACUACGUGUGACCCGCCGCCCACGCUGCCCCGCCCCGCAUGGCCUCCUCUGACUCGGCCGCUUCCUGCACCCUGGCGGCCCUCGCCCUCGAGUCGGCGCCACUGCUCCGCUCGUGACCGGCGCACACACACACUCACACAGGCCUCCGCUUCAGUUUGUAAGAACGCGCACUAGUUCUCUAAGUCAUCAGUUAUUUGGAGAUAACAGAGUAAUAACCACGGAGCUCAUCUCCUCUGCGAUAUACUGGUCAUAGUAGUGGGUAGACUCUGCCUCUAGUGUUGUAAGCGGCGGCCAGAGACGCGACCACCAGGCUGCUACUGCUGCUGCUGCUGCUCCUGCUGCCGCUGCUGCUGCUGCCACUGUUGCUGCUGUUGCUGCUGCUGGCCGACCCCCCACCUGCUCAAGGCCGCAAUUGUUCGUCAGCUCCCGUACAGGGCAGCGUCCCGGCCGACCUUUGCUGUGAUAUUCCUGUGUGUCAAGCCCGUGGAAUUGACGCCCAAGUGGGGUGAUAAGAGGCCGUGGAAAUUUCUCUCUCUCUCUCUCUCUCUCUCUCUCUCUCUCUCUCUCUCUCUCUCUCUCUCUCUCUCUCUCUCUCUCUCUCUCUCUCUCUCUCUCUCUCUCUCUCUCUCUCUCUCUCUCUCUCUCUCUCUCUCUCUCUCUCUCUCUCUCUCUCUCUCUCUCUCUCUCUCUCUCUCAGUUGGGUAUCUCAGACAACAACUCAUAUUCAGUACAAACGUAUUCGUCAGAGACAUUCCGACUUCCAAAUUGUAUUAUAGUCAUACUCGCCCCAGGUGUGUGACUUGUGGGGCACUGAAGCGAAGAUACCAUGGCCAGCGACACCCUCAUACCCUGAUACCCUGGCAGCGGGGCGGGAGCCAGGGGCUGGUGGAGGCGUGGCCGGGAAGGCAGACGGCACGCCCCACCCCCUUCUCUGGCAUCAGAGGGUCAUACACGGGCCGCGAGGAAGCUGCUGUGGAAGAGGAUGCUGAGGGAGACAAAGAUUACCGUCAAGAACAACAGGACGCAAUGCUGAUAUGGAUAAGAUACAAUAAGGAACCUUAGUCAUCUCUCCAUUCACAUUUACUGGGCCAAGCUUUGUUAUACGAGUCGACUCUGUUUUCUGUAUCAAGUGUUUGGGCGUGGAAGCUGCGGCACACCACCAUCGCCAGAGUCGAGGCGAAGACAGUGUUUAUCUAGGCUUUGGUACGAGGCCACCUAAUCCUCCUCCGUCAUUCCCUGAGAUUAGCGGCACAAGCUGUGGUGAAAGUCAAAAGAAGAGUAGUACACUUGUUUAGGUGUGUCACGUGGUGAUAUCGCCUGGUCUAGCCACUUAUUACCACUUUAUCAUUUUGUUACAUGUUCAGUGUGGAGUGUGGAGUGUUCAGGUGACAUUGGUGUGUAUGACCUCACGGGUCCCGCCUGUGGGUGUGAGCUGAGGGGCGUGCAUAUGUCUGCAUUGCACCGUGACUCACACCUGUCCGCCUUAUCACGUGCACUGCAUCACGCCUGUAUCACACCUGUGCAUGCGUGGGAACCGUGAACCAGUCCUGAUGAGCCUCACCUGAGCCGUGUAUAAGGUGAGUGUUGGUGGUGCAGCGGCCAGGUGGUGUCAGGCCCAGUGUGGGUAAAUUAUUGUUACUAUUUAUUUAUUCAGAGGGAGAUUCGACAGUGGUUACAAAAUUGCCACUCCCUGAGAUUUGUUAUAGAGAGUUGUGAUGUCUUUUAUUAGCUGUAUUAUGUUACUUUACAUUUUGAAUUUAAACCAUCGGUCACUAGGCGUCUCGAAACGGAUUGUAUAAUGUGCAUGGCAAGUUCGAAGCCUUAGUGAAUCAGGAGUCUCGAAACACCGGCAUCAUUUGAAGUAGUUAUUUUUUUCUGUAGCAGACGAGUUCAAAGCCUCAAUCACGAAGCCUCAAAACAUCACCAUACACAUUACAAUUUCCAUCAGCCAUCUGCAUCACCAAACUAUCACCAUUACCACCACCAUCACCAUCAGAGGCGGACACGCGAGGCUGCAGCUUACUCGUUACUCAUUGUUACUCAACGCGGCAACUUUCACUCCGCACAUUUCUACUCCCUAUCCCCAUUCGUCACCAUCACCGCGUUACGUACCCUGUGCCCUCACUAUCUCUACGGUAACGCGGUGGUCGCAGUGCAUGGCAGGAUAUUAGCCCGUAUUCUGAAAUGCUUUGCUCUCUCACCAUCACUAUUUUCCAAGGGCUUUAGGUGAAGAUACUAGUGUUUUUAAGAUUUCUGGUAUAUCAUAAGAAGGAACUCUCUUGAAAACCCGAUUAGUUGUCUCUGUGGCCUUGGAAAAUUGUCGUGGUGAGAGAGCAAGGUUUUUCUUUUUUGAUAUGGGCGAUUCUCGUGCUCUUGAUCCGUAUUUUGUGAUCGCAAGCCUUCCUUUCCCUUUCCCGAGCUGACUAAGAGGAACUUGAGCAGAAUAAUUGUAGAUUUUUCCCUGUUUUGCUCCAAACUUAUAAGGAAGAGACGCCGCUGUGAGGAAGUGUACCAAAUAGUCCCUUGUUUUUAUUGUUAUUGAGUCCCUUCACCAGAUGGACUGUUUAAUGAUCCCAGUCUUUGCUUGGGGUGUGAGUGGUCUCGUCGUGACUCCCUGAUUCCCGAUGUAAUGGUUCUUUUCUCUUCUUUUUUAUGAGUGAAGCAGACUGGUCAAGGAUAAAAAAAAAACAUGAAUAUAUAAGCAAAUAGAUAAAAAAAAAAAAGAAACCAUCCCGUCAAGGCACCGCUCAUAAAAGAAAGAAAAGUAAAAAAAAAAAAAAUCCCGUCAAGGCAUCGCUCAUAAAAGAAAAAAAAAAAAAGAAUUGUAACGCGCUUCACGUUUGCCUCCAUCUCACCGUCACUGGCUGGUGUUACUGGCGACGCGUGUCUUCAUUGUAGUCUUAACCAAUUAACGAACGUGGUGGGCAGGUGGAUAGUGAGUGUUUGAACUUUGCAGACCGUCGUGCUGCACCAAGACCCAGGAACUCCGUGCAAGUACUAGGAAGGAGACAUGUUGAGUUAUGUUAAUGUAGAAUGUAUUUGAAAGUAUUGGAGUUAGUGGUGAAGUCAUAGUCAGAAGCAAAUCAAUCUGCCACACUCGCUUCCGCUGUGUUUGACGUUUUCACAACCUCAAGUCCUCUGAUCUGUUGAGAAUCUAUCAGUUAUUUUAUAGGAUUUGUAAUGAGACUGUCAGUAGAUCAGAUGACUCAAGAUUGAAGGAAAACGGUACAAAGAAUGAAAGUACAGAACGUUACUCGACUUCUAGCCAUGACUCCACAUCUGCAAGGUUGGAUGUUCCAUUGUGACUGCAUUGAUGUGGUUGAAUUGCCCCCGCCUUGCUUCCAUUACCACUCAAGUAAAUGUGUAGCUAAUGGAGAAGGUUAUUUGACGAGUCGUGCUUUGAAAAUAAUGUACCAAAGAUUUUAUACAAGGAAAUAAUGACAAAAAGGGAAGAGCAAGUAUGGAACUACAAACCAUCCUUGCUACGUGGCGUGAAUGUCGAAAUGGAAAGGUUUGGCGGUGUUUUGAUUCAGGACGAGAGAUGAGAUCAAAGAGAUAUCUGAAUUAAGAUAGACUGAUGAAAUUUUUUUCUCUCUCUCUCUCUCUCUCUCUCUCUCUCUCUCUCUCUCUUCUCGGGUCACGGAGAUCGAUGGUGGCUCACAGGAGAUAUUGAUUUAGUGUCUCUUACUCAGCCAGGUGGCCGCGCUCGCCGCUAAGACAGGAGGGAGUCGAUCGCUUCACUCACGACUCCGGUACUACCUUGGUCCGCCCGCUGCUCCUUACUAAGUGUCCAUCUGGCACUUGUGGUGCGGAUUAUUUAUGAAUUUGAGCUUAACACCGUCAGUAGAAAUUGAUCUUCAUUCUAACUCUAUCAUGAAGUUUCAAAGUUAUUUUUAUUUAAGCGAUGUGGAUAUUGGCUAGAAAAAAAAGUUUAUUUCGUCGUUUCGAGAAAAAAAAAAAUAGCUGGAAAUGCUGUCAGUUAAUUCCAGUCCUCUCGCUCCGCCUCUUUGCGAACACUGAAGGAAUACAGGAAUGCAUUCUUCCUAGACACUGCAAUGGGGAAAAAAAAAGAGGAAAUGCACAAAAUUAAUCAAAAGAAAUCCAAUGUUACUGAACCAUUAUUACAUCUGGUGGGACCUUAAAAAGAUCGCCAGGUUAGGAAAUUACCCUCCACAUGUAAUCCUCGUUAUGAAAUACCAAUGUUACUUUUGAGAGUCCUAAAGAUGGCAGCGACCACAGGUGACUGAAUGAAGCACCACCACCAGCCAGUAUUGUCACCUGCAGCAGGAAUCGUGCCGCGCGGCCCUCGAUGUCUGGCACUUGUCUUGAUUCGCUUCACGCACUCACCAGGAACAGAGUGAACAUGAACUGAGGACACGCACAGGGGGAAGAAGUUGAUUUUUCCCACGUUUACCUUGCCCUAGCCUUCCCCACCUCCCCCCAUGGCACUCACCCGCCGCCACCACCGCCACCACCGCCGCCUCACACAGGGACGUGGCAUACAUACAGGUCUUAAUAAUCCCCGUAACGAUAAUAUUGAUAAUAAUAAUAAUCCUUUUUCUUUACGUUCAAUGGUGGGGUUCCCGUUUUCAAUUCCGUGGUCGAUGUGUGAACCACCGUUGCCUCACUCACCUGUUUGUACGUACGUGUGUUUCGUGUGGGUGUGCUCGCGUGUGUAUUGUACAAGUAUGUAUCAUCGUGAACCCUAUACUUUUUUUUAUUACGUAUAUAUAAAAUAGUGUUACAGACAGCGAUGGUCGUGUCGUCUCCUAAACACUGUGAACCACCUACUCUCAUCAAAGACACGUAUAACAGCCCCUCUUAUGUGAUAUUGUAGAUUUAGUGAAGAGCAGAGCGCCUGUUGAUUGCUCUGGGGAAGGCGUGAAGGCAGCUGACCCAGGAACACUGUCACUUCCGCUCCCUCUCUCUCUCUUUCUCUCUGGCGAUGGUAUACCUGUGCAGGGUGCCGCGUGGGGUACCAAGGAGGGCCAGGCAGGAAGUGUAGUGGUGUUGCUGGGUGUUGUACUGAAGCCUGUGAGUUUAUUUAGUACAUGAGAUAUCGAUGAGAGGAAAGACAUUUGUACUUUGUGGUUUAUCGUUUGGUUUUAUGGAAGUUUUGUUGUGUAUUUGGUACCAGACGGCAGUUGGACAGACACACACACACACACACACACACACACACACACACACACACACACACACACACACACACACACACACACACACACACACACACACACACACACACACACACACACACACUCCCCGCUCUUGUCCCAAAGUUUUUUACUGUCGAGCGAACUGUUACGUGUUCCCAGGAGCAGCGUUGUGUGUGUGCGUGUGCGUGUGCGUGUGCGUGUGUAUGAAGGAGCCUCAACUUCACCCCACAGAUCAGGAUUGUAAUGACUGGCUGGUGGUGACUCCAGCAAGUGCAAGACUGAGUAAAUAACACACACACACACACACACACACACACACACACACACACACACACACACACACACACACACACACACACACAGCCUUCUACCCUUCCCCGGUGACUCGGCGCAACAACCUGCAUCAUGUAUCAAGGAACAUGAGCAGGUCGCCUCGCCGCCCCAGACCAGGAGGGCGCGAGGUGACCGCUUAUAACAGGACCAUAUUCUGAAACACCUGCCCGCACCGCCGCUACAUUCAAAUGACUAAGUGAAGUUUCAAUAGUUUUUAAUUUUUUUUCUAUAUUUCUAGUGACAAAUUAACAAGAUUUUUACAUCAUUGUCAGCACUCUAUAGAAAACCCGGUUAGUCAAAUAUGUGGCCUUUGAAAAUAGUCGUGGUGAGAGAGCAAAGGGUUUCUGUAUACGGGCCUAGGCGUUCCCCGUGGCUGGACACGCGACUCUCGGUGUGGCGUGGUUAUUUGCACUGCCAAUGUAGUGAUCCAUAGCGAAAGUUGUCAUGCAAGGUGAAUCAUUAUUAUAUACAGACCGUAGUAUUUCAUAAGGAUCGCGUGGACGUCAGCUGUUGCUCUUACACUGUAGGUUAGGUUAGCUUAGCUUAGUUAAAGAUACGAAUGCCUACUUAAAGUUACAUGAUCUAGUUUAUUGCAGAUGUAUAGCUUAGGUUAGGUUAGGUCACAGAUCAGAUUAUCCAUUGAUUUAUAGAUAGGUAGACAGGUGAAUAGAUGAAUGACCUAACUCCGUCUAGUCAACAGCAGGUACAGCUUUAGUUAGGUUAGCUUAGGUUAGAUUGUCCAAAGAUUCAUAGAUAGACAGAUGUACGCUAGUAACUUAAGCUAACCUAAUCGUUUACCACAGGAUGUGUAGCUGUCAUGGCUAGCGUUCCCGCGGUCCGUCAUAACAUUAGCCUCAAGCAGGUUGGAGGGAAUAAUAAUACUAGACAUGUUUUCUAUGUGGUGAGUUCGGUGUUUUCCUGAUAACGGUGAUAAAGGUGAUAACUUUUGUAUGGUGUUAUGCCGUCAGCACCACCGCGGGAGAGCGACGCUGUCCGGUGUUUGUUUGUGUACAUAUAUAUCAAUGAUCCAGUUUAUCCUGUGAUGCUAUUAAUAAAACUUUUAUACCUGGA
Messenger RNA from Portunus trituberculatus (swimming crab), 10278 nucleotides. It is a transcript of the gene Bili, whose product is annotated as FERM domain-containing protein 8-like. Gene Ontology annotation, biological process: negative regulation of canonical Wnt signaling pathway. NCBI's taxonomy places the organism in Eukaryota, Metazoa, Arthropoda, Malacostraca, Decapoda, Portunidae. Gene Ontology annotation, cellular component: cytoskeleton; plasma membrane. The record is from RefSeq and is a predicted model, not a curated record.